Messenger RNA from Acanthosepion pharaonis, 798 nucleotides. NCBI's taxonomy places the organism in Eukaryota, Metazoa, Mollusca, Cephalopoda, Sepiida, Sepiidae. The record is from the annotation of a GenBank genome assembly.
AUGUACAAAAAACUCACUGUAAAUAAUUCUCUUUCUUUUUUUCUUUUCUUUUCUCUUUCUUUCUUUUCUUUCUUUCUUUCUUUUUCUCUCUCUUUCUUUUUCUCUCUCUUUCUUUUUCUCUCUCUUUCUUUUUCUCUCUCUUUCUUUUUCUCUCUCUUUCUUUUUCUCUCUCUUUCUUUUUCUCUCUCUUUCUUUUUCUCUCUCUUUCUUUUUCUCCUUUUUUGUACUAAAUUACACGAGUACAAAGCAGGAACUGCAUCAGAAAGAACUUAUUUUGUGGAACUGUGGGAGGUUGGUGGAACAAACAUUCAUGCCAACAGCAGAUACAUCUUCUAUAAUACAGUCCACGGUAUAAUUCUAGUCCAUGAUCUGACCAACAAAAAAUCCCACCAAAAUCUGAGGAAAUGGUUAUGUGAGGCUCUGAAUAAAGGAUGUUCCAAAGACACUCCCGAGAAUGAUUUCAGUUCUGAAAUGUUUGCUGGCUGGCAGAUUCCUAUCUUGGUGAUUGGAACAAAAGUAGAUUUGGCCAAAAGUUUACGAGACAACAUCUUGUGUCGAAAGUCUACUGUUGCUGAAGAAUGUGGUGCUGCAGAAAUGAAUAUAGAUUGUAAACAAAAAAAGUAUCUUGCUCCAGGUUCAACAAAUGCUGUGAUAAUGUCUAAGUUCUUUGAUAAGGUCAUUGAACGUCGAUUUUAUAGUAAAGAUUACAGUGGACAGAUCCAUCUUACCUCCAUAUUUGACACUGAGAGAGAACUUCCAGAAAUGUCCAGGGUUCAACCUUUUCCAGUGCAAAUGUGA